CUGCCCUACUUUUUGUACUCGGCUUAUCAAAGUGUUAAGCUCAGCUUUCCCCUUGUGAAUCUCCAAAUUACUCGAGAUAGAAAAACAAAAUGCAGAGAUGGUUCGGCAAAAUUCGUCAAUUCACAGCAUAUUCUUCAACCAAAAAUCUUUUAUCUGCCAAUAAGACCUUUCUCAAUUCAUCACCACAGUUACAGAAACCAGCUCCGUUCCUUAUUAAUAACUCAAUCUUUAAGUCCAUUCUAAAUGCUCCUUCAAGAACUCAAACCCUGGAUGUAGCGUAUAAAUCUUUCAUCACUAACCCCCUGUCAUUGAAUCAGAGUCGACAUUUUUCGUCUAAGGAGAGGAAGAGAAAACCCGGAACUCCAGAAAUUUCUAAGUUGAAGAAAUACAAAAUGAAACCUUACUCAUCUUUUAAAAUGAGAUUUAGGGUUAUGAAUGAUGGGCAAAUCCGACGUUGGCGAUCAGGAAAACGGCACAAUGCACACUUGAAGUCGAAGAUAUCAAAGAGAAGACUCAGGCUACCAGCUCUUGUCCACCCUGCUUACGCCACAACAAUGAAGAAACUCAACUUUAUGUCAUGUUGAGGGUGUGCGACUUAAAGACUCCCCAGUUCCUGGUACAAGAUGGAUGUUAUCCUUUCUGGUUUCGGAGUUUUUUCAGAUAUUCAGAAGACCCAGACAUCAAACUUGAGAAAAUCAUAUGGAUGUGUGUUUUUCUUCUGUUUUUCUACUCUUAGAAAAUUUUGGGGUCUCGGAUUUUGUUUAAAAACAGAUGUCAGAUGAUUUUUUACUCAGCGUUAGAUCCUUGUUUAUGAGAAUAUAUUUUUUGAGGUGAA
Molecule: messenger RNA, 835 nt
Organism: Papaver somniferum (opium poppy)
Lineage: Eukaryota; Viridiplantae; Streptophyta; Magnoliopsida; Ranunculales; Papaveraceae
Exons: 4
Coding region: 90-584 (164 amino acids)
Biological process (GO): translation
Cellular component (GO): ribosome
Molecular function (GO): structural constituent of ribosome
Source: RefSeq, a predicted model, not a curated record